AUGGAGUUCGUUGCAGAGGCACAUGGUUACCUCAUCACGGGGUUAGCGCUGGAUUCUCAGGGCGAUCUGUUUGCUAUUUGCUCAUGCAGUGGUGAACUGCUACGGCUGAACAAGGAAGAAAAUACGCUAGUUUCCAUUAUGGCCACAGAGGCAUCACCGUAUAACAUAGCUAUCGAGCCCAACAGCGGUAGCGUAUUUAUUACCGAUCGCUCCGAGAACGCUAUACUUAAGCUGGAGGACGCAGCUACUGUUAGGGCUGAGCAAGAACUUAGAGAGGGAAAGGACCAGGAAUCUCAGGCUGCAUAUACUACAGUGCAGUAUCUUAACGCAUUUGAGGGUCGUUCGUUCCUUGGCCCCACUGCCAUUGCCUUCAGCCCUAGCGGGGAACUAUUCUUCACUGAUGCUGGAGCAGAAGGGGACUCCUCCUUUUCCGACCCCGUGGGGGCUGUUUAUCGCACGACGAUGAAUCAUGAACACCUCGUACCGAUCUGCACGCGCGGUCUCAUACGUCCUUCUGCAAUCGCCGUCGCACCCGACAACAGCGUGUACGUGUGCGAACAGGGCACAAAUCGUGUCCUGCGUUUCGUGCAGCGAAGUACGUUCUAUGUUGGCAAUGUGUUUGCGCAGUUGCAAGGCGGCAUGGGACCAAGGGCCAUCGCAGUAAGUCCACGAGACGGUUCCGUGUUUGUCGCACAAUAUGACAUCAGCGCCGUAGAAGCGCCAACUGAGGAAGGCGAAAGCGAAAAGGGGAACGAGGACGCUGGCGAAGGCGAAGGUGGGGACGACGGCAAGGUCCAGAACCAGAGCGCGCUCGAAAGUGCGGGUGAAGGAGGAAUCAUCACGGUGCUUGGAAGGGACGGGGAUGUGCGGGGAAUUGUGCGCACAAUGCGGCCCUGCAUAACUGCAAUAGCACUGGAUGCGAGUGGUGAAACGCUGUACGUCAUGGAAGGAGAUGAGGCGAACGGUAGUUCUAAGUUGUAUAAACUGCAGGUUCUUCCUUUGGACGACCAGCAGUGUGGGGGUCAAGCGGAGUGA
This is a messenger RNA of Trypanosoma brucei brucei TREU927, 1035 nucleotides long. RefSeq lists its product as hypothetical. The transcript has a single exon. Bases 1 to 1035 code for a protein of 344 amino acids. The record is from RefSeq and is a predicted model, not a curated record. NCBI's taxonomy places the organism in Eukaryota, Euglenozoa, Kinetoplastea, Trypanosomatida, Trypanosomatidae.